AUGUUCCCGGGUGGUGAUAUAGAUAGGACGAUCAUGGACCUCGCAAUUGUUGCUUUCUGGGGGAUGGCGCGUUUAGGCGAAUUGACUUACGAAAAGACGAUGGGCGACCUUAAUAAUCAAGACUCGGUUCUAACGUCAGACGUCCGGAUAUUACAAUCGGCUAUUGGAGAGAAAGUGAUACUUACUAUACGAAAUGCAAAAACGGCUCAACCUGGGAAACCUCAAGAAAUCAUACUACAUAGCUUAAAGAAUAUGCUAUGCCCGGUGUUAGCCAUAAGGCGACGAUUACGAGAAGCAAAUGGAGAAGACACGUCUUUGUUCGGUUUCAAUCGCGAUGGGGAACGAAAACACAUUACCCGGUCGAUUGCGGUAAACCGGAUCAAACUGGUGCUCAGAACUGGUGGUUUCGAAGGCCUUUUCGGGCAUUCUUUCAGAGUUGGUGGUGCAUCUUUGCGUUACGCGUUGGGGACACCGGUAGAUGAAAUCUGUCUCCUUGGGAGGUGGGUUUCUAAUUGUUAUAGGCUUUACAUUAGAGCAUACAGCGAAGAAGAUACAGUAGAGAGCAAGAAAAUCUUAGAAGAGCUGAACGAGUUGUGGUGCGAGGAUUAA
Messenger RNA from Puccinia graminis f. sp. tritici CRL 75-36-700-3, 609 nucleotides. RefSeq lists its product as uncharacterized. Gene Ontology annotation, molecular function: DNA binding. Gene Ontology annotation, biological process: DNA integration; DNA recombination. The coding region runs from base 1 to 609 and encodes 202 amino acids. The record is from RefSeq and is a predicted model, not a curated record. NCBI's taxonomy places the organism in Eukaryota, Fungi, Basidiomycota, Pucciniomycetes, Pucciniales, Pucciniaceae. The transcript has a single exon.